UUGUUUGUUACGCAAUCAGCGGGUAGUUAUUUCAGCUCCCUCGAACGGCUAUUCUCGCGUCUCGCGCGCUCCCCCUCCCUCGAAGUCACGGUUCGAAAUCUGCGUCGCAGGCGACAUCCUCGCGGCGCCUCGUGCUUUUUCGUCGAGCGCGGGACACGGCUGUUCGAGCGGCACUGUCGUGCACCGCGACAUCCGAUCCGUCGCGACGGUACUCGCGUGUUGUCGCAAUAACGACGCCUUAUCCGAGCUGUUCCGCGCUCGUUCGUCCUGCUGUGCCGUCCUUGAGCCUGCGUUUCCCUCCCCGGAUGGCACAGAGGGGAAAAGAAGCCCCCCCCCCAAGCAGGGAGCAGAAGUCAUAUAAAAGUCAGGUGAUGACGUCAAGAUCGAGAGAGAGGACACGCACAUGAUGGAGAGGACGUGGCGGAAUAUACGGAAGACGGCCUUUAUCUUAUCGCUGCCCUUGCUAUUGGCCGGUGUGAGGAGCGAGGCGCCGUUGGACAGCAGCGCGCUGCCCCUGGAACACAGGUCGGUGUACGGUGCACCGGCCCAGUAUGGCCCGCCGGUCGUCCCCGAGGAGAACUGGCCGCUGGCGACGCCCGACACCCCGCAGAUCAAGAAUCUGCAGGUGCAGUGCGAGAAGACGCACAUGCGCGUGAACAUCGAGUUCGACCGGCCGUUCUACGGCAUGAUCUUCAGCAAGGGCUUCUACUCGGACUCGCACUGCGUGCACCUGAAGCCCGGCACCGGCCAUCUGAGCGCGACCUUCGAGAUCUUCCUGAACUCGUGCGGCAUGAGCUCGUCGGCGAAUCACAACGUCGCGGCGUACGGCUCGCCCUCGCCGUCCGGCAGCUACGUCGAGAACACGAUAAUCGUGCAGUACGAUCCGUACGUGCAGGAAGUGUGGGACCAGGCGAGGAAGCUGCGCUGCACCUGGUACGACUUCUACGAGAAGGCGGUGACCUUCAGGCCGUUCCAGGUCGACAUGCUGCACGCGGUCACCGCGAACUUCCUCGGCGACAAUCUGCAGUGUUGGAUGCAGAUACAGGUGGGCAAGGGCCCCUGGGCCAGCGAGGUGUCCGGCAUCGUCAGGAUCGGGCAGACCAUGACGAUGGUGUUGGCUAUCAAGGACGACGAGAACAAGUUCGACAUGCUGGUGAGGAACUGCGUCGCGCAUGACGGCAAGAGGGCGCCUAUUCAGCUGGUCGAUCAGUACGGUUGCGUCGUCAGGCCGAAGAUCAUGUCCAGGUUCCAGAAGAUCAAGAACUUCGGCCCGAGCGCGUCCGUCGUUAGUUUCGCCUACUUCCAGGCCUUCAAGUUCCCCGACAGCAUGAACGUCCACUUCCAGUGCGUGAUACAAGUCUGCCGGCAUAAUUGCCCCGAGCCUAAGUGUGGACAUCCUGGACUCGAGUACGGCGCGCCGGCCGGUAUCUCUCACGAAUAUGGCGCACCGGUCUCGCAAGGUCUUGCUUCGGAAUACGGUGCCCCGCCUGUGCCCGAAUACGGCGUGCCACCGGCUUAUCCUGAUCCGCGACAUCCCAGUGGGCCAGCUGGAGCGUACAGCGAGCCGAAUCCGGACGUAGUUCCGGCACCGCAAGCGCAAACCUCGUCCUCUUCACCCAGCUCGACGCCGGGCGACGCGACGGCGAGCAGUUCACCCCAGAGUUCUCAGGAUAGCCUCCUUCCUCCACCUCCUCUACCGGGCCACCCGUCGGCGUACCAGACUGUGAAGCGAAAAGGAAACGCCGGCACGGAGGAGCUCGAGGGUAACCUGGCCAUCCUCGGAGGUCGACCGAGGUCGGUCGAAGGUUUCCCGGCGGAGCUCAGAGGCGCCAGAAGGCGGAGGCACGACGAGGCCCACUUCGAAGAGGACGAUAGCAACGUCCAUCGCACGGUGACCCUGUUCUCCACCCACGUGUACAAGCGAGCGGCGCAGGAGAUGACGGACGUGAAUACGUCGCGGGUGAUCCAAGUCGUGGCGCCGGGCGACGUGAACUUCGCGCUGGGCACGAGCAAUUCCAGCAACGACAGCACCGUGGUGAUACAGAACGCGAGCGCGUCCUCCGACCCGGAGACGAUCUGCAUGAGCUUGCCGGGCUUCGUGGGCGGCCUGGUGAUGCUGCUGCUGGUGGUCGUGGUGGCCUCCCUAGUCGCGGCCUUCCUCUUCGUCAGGGUGCGCGCCGUCGACCGCAAGAACGUAGCGCUCGGCGGCGCCGCCGCCGGCGGCGGCAGCUUCGUGCAUCCGGCGUACGCAACGGAGAACUGCAACGUGGCGAAUCCCGAAUUCGUCAAGGUCGCCAAUUGAGAAGUGCGCGCGGCGCGCAAAAUCAAAAGAGAAAGGACUCACCGCGGCGGAGGAGGAAGAGAGAGACGAUCCCCCGCCAGCGGAGGAUCGUCGACGACGGGCAUGCUUCGGGACCGCCGCUUCAUCCGAAACUCGAGACACGCGCCGGAGAUUCUCCCCCGUCGGAAGUCGCGUUUCUCUCCCCUCCUCUCCUCGUGACCGGUGCCCUCGUGUCUAGUCUAGUCGAGAUCGUCAAUCGCGCUCGUCGAGUCAACGUCGAGACAACGACUAGAUCGAUAUUGAAAUUCAAGGGGGGGUGGGGGCUCUUCUCUCGAGCGGCGGUGUAAAUAAGAGGCCCGGGAGCUUUCGAUUUCACGGAGCGGAAGCGGAAGAACGGAGGAGAGAGGAAGGUUACGAAGGAAUGAGAACGCCGAGAGGGACGCCUUCCACCGGCUCCGUUCCGCGAUCGGGAGAUCGGCUCUUCUUCCUCAUCGUCGUCAUCGAUCGGCGCGCCCGCGUCCCGACUCGAAAUUUCAGUUCCGCGUUAAGCCCAUUCAGUUCUACGUCUUCAAAAGUCUUCAAAGGUUCUUCUACUGCGCUGCCCUUUCACGCUACAAAUGGUUAUUUUCCGUUUUCCCCACGCGGAAAAAAGAAAGUUUGGUUGCGCCGACUCGAAGAGGAAGGGAACGAUCGGAUGCAUUUUGCCCGAAGGGAACGGGAUUUCUGGUUACGUAAGGCACGUUUGAAAUUCAUAAGAAAUUCUGUUCCCUUCAACUAGAGCGCAUCCGGUCGCUCCCAUUCUGGCUUAUGCGAGCGGAUUUUUUUCCCUUGAAGACUUAAUGUGGAAUGACAAAUUUUCCCUCCGAAUUUCCUUUGUAGCGUCAAGGGAAGCGUGAUUAUUACUAGUUAUUUCCGUAUUUUCCACUUAAAAACUUAAGUCGAUAUUCAUAGUAGGAUCUAACACGGGAUGUUCCGGUUCUCGCGACUUUAAUUUCACCGAGAGGUUCUCCGAGCAACUUCAAGCUGAUUUUGCCCGACCGGGGAUCGGUCGAGGCGCGAAUAGUUUCCGAGAUUGCGAUUGAAGAAAGCGGAGCUUUUCGCGAAUUACGCUUCGGGCGACCAAACGGAACAGCGGAAUUAUUAUCAAUCUCCGAUUGAUUUCAAGCGGGCCUGAAGGUAACGGGAUUUUAAUUCGAGACGUCGGUUAAAAGAUACGCCGAAGACUGAGAAGCUGUCAUAAAUAAUGGCCUACCUCGGUAGAUUUUCGUCAAAGGAAUACCAACUCUGAACUGUUCAGAGAAUCUCUCUAAUAAAAUUCAGGUCGCGAGAACAGGGACGUCCUGUACAUACAAGACCGUCUCAUCUUCAGAUGCUGCACGUCUCGCUUUCACCGGCAUGCGAAGCGUCCGAAGACGAGGACGCUCUUGAAUCUAAGCUCCGACUGCGAGUACCGGUCUUAAGGAGUGGAACUGAGAUUUCGACUCGAGAUGCGCGCAGGAUCGGACGAGGAACCGAGGGUGCGCGCGAGUCUCGCUGGUGGAUCGCGGUCGGCGGAAUGCGCGUCACAGAUCCGCGGAUAUCCGAGCGUGCGGCGAUCGCCUCGUCUCAUCAUGCCCGGCCGGCGAUCGACGUAAUCGCCGAUUACGUCGAGCGCCCGGGCUUGGAAGCGGACGAGCGAUCGAUCGGCGCGACCGCCAGAAGAGUAGUCUCGGAGGGCAUUGUAAAUAAGCCGCGGGUAGUAGUCAGACGGCCCUUCAGGACGCCCGCUUGUCUCUCCCGGUCACCACGCAAUUAUUUAUACACGCGUCGCGCAUACUUGAGCGAGCGUUCCUCUUCGCCUUCUCGUAUCUCAUCCGUGGACCUAAGAAUCUACGGACGGCGUGUAAGGCGGACCCGGUAAGGCUAAUCCGCGGUAAGGGGGAGGGGGGGAAGAGGAGGGUUUGUACAGGGAUUUCUGUACGUGAAAAAAGUUGGUGCAGAACUUCUUGAGAUAAGAUUCAACGAAACGAUGAAUUCGACGGUCGAAAAAUACGAUCCUCUUCAGCGUCUUCGAGAAACUGUCACGCUACAGACUGUAUACCACUUGCGAGCUUCCGGUUACGUUCGUUGGGAAAAGUCGACGGUGUUCCACGGUGGAAGGAGACGAUCGGCGAAUAAAAAAAGGAGAGCGCGCUUUUACACACCCCUCACCGUGAAUUAGCCGACCCCCUUGCCGGGAAAAGUUCACUUUACACUCCGUCCCGAAAUUCUUAGGUUCGUGACUAUCGGCGCCCGAUUGGUGUGUUUCGCACCGGUUUCGCUUGCCGAGAUCUCGAGCGAUUCGGCGAGCUGGCGAACGCUCGCCACGGUGGGACACGUUCACACCUCGAGAUCGGCAGUAGUCGUCGUCGUCGAAGUGCAACGCUUGUUCUCUAGGAGUUGUUGAAUUCAGGACGAAGGAUCCGCCUCGCUCAAGGGACCCUCGCCGAGCCGCUUAAGAUUCAACGAGAAGACUCUAUAUUUAUUAUCUCUCUUCUCUUUUUUUCCCCCUCUCUUUCUCUCUCUCUCUCUCUCUCUCUUUUUCUCUCUUUCUUCCUAUCCUCUUUUCUAACUUCACGUCCCCCCAUCCUGAUCGAUCUAACCUUAACUUAUUGAUCGAAAUUGCGCGACAUUACCCUCCCCUUACUUUACUUCGCUUAGUACUUAAGGUAUCCCUCGAGGAAUAUUCCCGGCAAUUGGGGAUAUGUUUUACGUAUGUGUCUUAAGCACACCCACACAUUUACACACACGCGUACACGUGCAUACGCAUACACUAGAAAAACACGUUGUUACUCAUUGACACGUACACGCAUGACAUCAGACACACACACACACACACACACACAAAUGCGCGGAAAAAACGCGCGAACGUUAUUAUACCAGCGCGAGAAAUGUAUUCGCGAGACAUUCAUUACAAUAACAUUAAUUAAUUGUUUGAGAAUUAUUUUAAUUACAUGAUCAUUUUUAUUUA
Dinoponera quadriceps is the source of this 5270-nucleotide messenger RNA. RefSeq lists its product as uncharacterized. The coding region runs from base 404 to 2302 and encodes 632 amino acids. The record is from RefSeq and is a predicted model, not a curated record. NCBI's taxonomy places the organism in Eukaryota, Metazoa, Arthropoda, Insecta, Hymenoptera, Formicidae. The transcript has 6 exons.